Messenger RNA from Eucalyptus grandis, 2616 nucleotides. Its product is annotated as probable LRR receptor-like serine/threonine-protein kinase At3g47570. The transcript is spliced from 3 exons. Gene Ontology annotation, molecular function: protein binding; protein kinase activity; ATP binding. NCBI's taxonomy places the organism in Eukaryota, Viridiplantae, Streptophyta, Magnoliopsida, Myrtales, Myrtaceae. The coding region runs from base 1 to 2616 and encodes 871 amino acids. The record is from RefSeq and is a predicted model, not a curated record. Gene Ontology annotation, biological process: protein phosphorylation.
AUGGGGAAACAACUGUUUCUUAUGCUCAACUCUGUCCUCUUGUGGUGGUGGAGCUCAAUCCCUAGCCCCGGCGCUUGCUCGCAAAACCAAACGGAUUGGCUAGCGUUAGCAUCCUUCAGAGAUGCAAUCCAUGAAGAUCCAUUUGGAGUCUUCAACUCUUGGAAUGAUUCUGCCCAUCAUUGUGAGUGGCAAGGUGUGUCAUGCAGCAAAAGGCAUCCUGGGAGGGUCACGUCCCUAGUCUUGAGAUCACAAGGUUUGGGAGGCUUCCUAUCUCCUCAAAUAGGUAACCUCUCUUUCUUGAGAGUCAUGGGCUUGCAGAACAAUAGCUUCCGCGGCAAAAUCCCACCACAGAUUGGUAACUUGCUUCGGCUCCGUGAUCUCAUUCUUAGUAACAACUCAUUUAGUGGGCCAAUACCCUCCAAUCUUUCCCACUUCCCGAACCUGGAGAUCCUAAAUCUUGUAGAUAACCAACUUGUAGGAGGAAUUCAUUCCAAUCUUGGUUCUUUACAAAGGCUCGAAUCCUUGGGCUUGUCUAUGAACUAUCUUGUAGGUCCUAUUCCUCCUUCAAUCGGAAAUCUUUCAUUGCUAGUACUCCUAUCCAUGGCGUUUAAUUCAUUGCACGGAGAAAUACCUGAGGAAUUGUCUAGACUCAAGAGGUUGGCAUUUUUCCAAAUAUCAUUUAACAAACUGACUGGCGAGAUUUCACCAGGCAUUUUUAACAUCUCCAGCAUUAACUACUUCCAAGUUAUGGGGAACCAGUUGCGGGGAUGCUUUCCCUCUGAUAUCGGCACUAGUCUUCCUUCUCUCCAAUACAUUUUGGUCGAGGAUAACUUGUUCACCGGGUUGAUUCCGUCUUCGUUAACAAAUGCCACUGGUCUUCGUGCACUUUUCCUAAGAAACAACAGUUUCCAUGGGCCAAUACCCAAAAAUUGGGGAAGGCUAAAGGGCCUUUACGCAAUUCAACUGGGUUGGAACCAGUUGCAGGAUGACUUAAGUUUUAUUUCUUCUUUAGCGAAUUGUUCCCACUUGAAAACUCUCGCUGUAGAGUCAAACUUGAUUCAUGGAUCGUUCCCAAGAUCCAUCUCCAAUCUCUCCACCAGCAUCAACCGAAUUGGAAUGUCCGACAAUCAUAUCCAAGGAACCAUUCCUUCAUCCCUCGGAAAUCUCUUCAACUUGCUCCACUUAAAUUUACAGAAUAAUUUUCUAACCGAUGACCUUCCUGAUUCCAUCGGAGCACUUUACAACUUGCAGCAACUUUCUUUUGCCGGAAACAUGUUUACUGGAGAUAUACCGUCUUCAAUUGAUUUCUUACUACUCAAGUACUUGAAUAUGUCCUUCAAUGAACUAGAAGGACAAGUUCCAGAGGGUGGAGUUUUUCUUAAUGCAAGUGCUGUAUCGAUUUCUGGAAAUAGACAACUUUGUGGAGGUAUUAUGGGUCUGAAGCUUCCUCUUUGCAAAUCACCAAGCUCUAACAAGUACUCUUCAACCAAGGCCAUAGUGAUAUUUGCGGUAGCUGUCAGCUCAUUAUGUUUAGCUUUGUUGUUUCUGUCUAUAUUCUAUUACUGCAGAAAGAAGCAGACGACAACCAAUGCCUUGACAUCAUCAUCCUUCGAGCACCAAUUCUUGAGAAUUUCUUAUGAAGAACUCUUGAGAGCUACUGAUAGAUUCUCUGAGACCAAUGUGAUUGGUAAAGGUAGAUAUGGCACAAUUUAUAAGGGGAUUCUUGAUGGCUAUGCCACGGUGGCAGUGAAGGUGCUCAAUUUAAUGCAAAGAGGAGCUUUGAGGAGCUUUGUCUCCGAAUGUCGAACGCUAGGAAUCAUUAGACAUAGAAACCUAGUGAAGAUACUAAGUGUUUGUUCAAGUGUGGACUUUUGUGGCAAUGACUUCAAAGCUCUAAUAUAUGAGUUCAUGACUAAUGAGAGCUUGGAGGAGUGGCUGCACCCUGGGACUAUAGGACGAGAUGAUGAGUGUCGUGAAUCAAGAAAUCUCACACUAGUGCAAAGGUUAAACAUCGCCAUCGACAUAGCUACCGCGAUAGAAUAUCUCCACAAGGAUUGCUAUCCAGUCAUUGUCCAUGGAGAUCUAAAGCCGAGUAAUGUGCUUCUGGACAACGACAUGAUGGCUCGGGUUGGAGAUUUUGGCCUUGCAAAGAUCACUUCAACGGUGUCUACUGAAGCCAACGGAGUUCAAGACCAAGGGAGUUCAACUUCAACUGCAGUUAGAGGAUCUAUAGGCUAUGUGCCUCCUGAGUAUGGCAUGGGACACGAGGUUUCCACACUUGGAGAUUCAUAUAGUUAUGGCAUUCUAUUAUUGGAGAUGUUCACUGGAAAGAGACCCACCGAAAAGGUCUUUGGGGACCAUCUUAACCUCCACAACUUUGUUCGACUAGCUCUUCCAGAUCGAGCAUGGGAAAUUGUAGACUUCAGGCUUUGGAGUGAAGCUGGUGAUCAACAUCAAGAGAUCAAGAUCAGAAAUUGCAUUAUCUCUGUAUUCAAAGUUGGAGUCGCAUGUUCGAUGGAAUCACCGCUGGAUCGAAUGGACAUGACCAAGGCAAUCAGGAAAUUACACUUGAUCAAGGUGAGUUACGAAACCAACGAGAGGAGGAUAGGUACAUAG